AAUGCGCGCUCCCACACUGUUUUUCGGCCUCCUACUGGUAGCCAGCUGCUCCUCGAUUCUGGCCAGGCCACAGGAGAGCACUACUCCGAGCACCACCACCUCAACCACCACCACGACUCCGAAGCCGGAGGAGUCGUCUACAACCACAACGACAUCGACUACGACGACCACGACAACGACAACGGAAAAGCCGAAAUCAGAGUCCACAACUGCCAGUACUACCACCACAAGUACCACCCCCAGCACCACCCCAAGCACCACCCCCAGCACCACCCCCAGCACCACCCCCAGCACCACUCCCAGCACCACUACAACCACUACUACGACCACCACUCCGAAACCCGAUGAUGAUGAGGCCGCCAAGCUGCUGCAGCAAUGUGCCGAGCUGAGCCGCCGGAAGAAGCGAGGUGGAUCUUCCUCGUCCGAAGAGGACGACAGUGGCGAGAAGAAGUCGGCGAAGAAAGAGCGCAAGCAGUUGAAGAAGCUGUGCAAGCAGUUGAAGAAGCAGGAGGAGCGCAAGCAGGAGAAGGCCCAGAAGUCGGCGUUAUCCGAACUGGCUGAAGCCCUGAAAAACUACAACCAAAAACAGAAGAACUAG
Molecule: messenger RNA, 598 nt
Organism: Drosophila teissieri
Lineage: Eukaryota; Metazoa; Arthropoda; Insecta; Diptera; Drosophilidae
Product: integumentary mucin C.1
Exons: 1
Coding region: 2-598 (198 amino acids)
Source: RefSeq, a predicted model, not a curated record